Molecule: messenger RNA, 1458 nt
Organism: Spodoptera exigua (beet armyworm)
Lineage: Eukaryota; Metazoa; Arthropoda; Insecta; Lepidoptera; Noctuidae
Source: the annotation of a GenBank genome assembly
AUGUUGAAAAUACUGCUUCUGUCCACUUGUAUGUGUGUUGGUACAUCGAAUGCAAUUCUUUACGAUUGUUUCACUGGGAAACCUAUCAAUAGGACACUGUUGAAGGUCUAUGAAGAGAGGAACAAUGUAGGAAACUGCACGGUGGAGAUAGAGCCUUGUGACCCCAAUGAAUGGAGAAGAGUGGACGGCUCAUGUGUUAACUUGAAGCACCCGAGUAGAGGAACUCAGCGCACUCCUUUAUACAGAGUACUUCCACCAGUAUUUAGCGUUGACUAUGAACCAAGAAAAGCAGUCAGUGGUGCGUCCUUACCUUUACCAAGGAGACUGAGAACGGAACUCUUGUUGAUGGGCCAAACUACUGACUUGAAGAUAACGCAGCUGUUCUCAUACUACAUCUUGUUCAUGAUCUCUGACGUUCUAUCUUCUCAUGACAUAAUCAAUUAUCUUCAAAAUAUAACUACAUGCUGCACUCCAGAAGGCAAGAAGGAUUACAGAUGCACUCCAAUCGAGGUGCCAGUCAAUGAUCCCGUGCAUAGAUACUCCGGUGUCAGGUGUUUGAACCUCACCAGACCUCAAAGCUUCCAGACGUAUAGGUGUCUGGAUAACGGAACUACUUUCGAACGGAUCGUAUUUCAAACUCCUCUUUUCGAUCUUUCGCACAUAUACGAAUACAGACCGGGAUUCAUUAAUCAACUUAGAACAUUUGAGAACGGUUUAAUGAAAAUUGAAGAAGAUGAUGGAGAAUUAUUUCCUCCAAGUGAUCCGGAUUCCCACUACUGCUAUCAGAAUCAACUUCCUAGAGAAACACGCUGUCAUAAGUACCGAAAGAAGAAUAUGAUCAGAGAAGGUCUUAUCGGUCGUGGAGGAUUCAGGGACUUGUACGAUGAAAACGUUGAACCGAGGAUGUCAGACGAGUAUUUUUAUGGAAUGAGAUGGUUUCACAUGAUACAGAAGACGAACAUGAAACUGUACGAUAAAGAUGGGCAUUAUGUUAGAUCAUUUCCAAUGGUUAACGGUACUGCUCGAACAGGAUUUUUUGCUGUCGAUAACAACAUGCAACACAUUAUACAAGGCAGCUUCAGACAAUUAGGUGGCAAACCUGGUUGGACCAUUGAUUAUGAUCACCUCAAUCGCCUAAUAGAGGUUUACGAAGAUCCUAAAGACGUUGAACUCAUGGCAGCCUUGUGGCUAGAGAAACCCGUCAAAGGUGGGAACAUUCCAGAAACUUUGUACUGCUUGCUAACGGAGCAGUAUAAACGAACUAUUAAGUCUGAUAGACAUUGGUAUGAGAGACCAAACAGGCCUCAUGCCUUCACUAAAGCUGACCAAAUCUCGAGAGAGUUGCCAACAGCCUUCAUCCAUAUCGAUCGCUUGAGUCGCAGAUUGAGUUCAAGUGAGCAGCAUGCUAAUGUUGAAUACUCUUCAAACUUUACCUGCCAAGCUAAGGACGAAACUUGA